This is a messenger RNA of Vitrella brassicaformis, 652 nucleotides long. Lineage: Eukaryota; Vitrellaceae. The record is from the annotation of a GenBank genome assembly.
AUCUGUGCUCUGGCAUGGAGAACACUGACACGAUACGGCACCGCUAUGCGCGUUUUGCCCGCACUGUAGCGUGGCGCUUUCCAUCGUUCGUGGCUUCCACAAGAAGAACAGCCUUCGCAAAUGCAACAGACAGCCCUCCAGAUGCAGCAGGCGCCACCAGCAGCGGGACAGAGUCACAGCACGACGUGACAGCAGACGACCCUGACAGCCAGCCCCCUCAUUCAUCGGAUGCGUCUGCGGCGGCAUCCUCACCGACCGAGGAGCAGGAGAAGCUGUUGAAGGCAGUAAUGGGCAAGGAUGCGUUCUUUGUUGACCCCAGGGCGAUGCAGCUGAUGAGGGAGGAGCUCAAGGACAAGGUGCCCAUCAUGAUCGCCCUGGUUGCGCAACUGAUUGCGGUUAUUGGGGUGUUCGCUUGGAGAGUGUGGAAGAACGUGUAGCGAAGGGACGGGGAGGAUGCAGCGGCAACACAAGGAGGCAAAGAAGAGGGACACAAGGCAAAGAUAAGAUAGGAUAGAGGGGAAAUGGAAAACGAAGGACCGUCACAGGGAGAGCGUCGUAGGACCGAUUUGGCACGUUGAUUGGAUGAGUCGAUGUAGUGCAUGAUGGUAUGUAUCGGCACACACAACAAGAGGUGGCGGACACUGAAUUUAAC